Molecule: messenger RNA, 1977 nt
Organism: Plasmodium falciparum 3D7
Lineage: Eukaryota; Apicomplexa; Aconoidasida; Haemosporida; Plasmodiidae
Molecular function (GO): transferase activity
Source: RefSeq, a predicted model, not a curated record
AUGAAAAAUAAUGAAGAAGAAAAUACUAUAAGGUCAUUAGGAUGUAGCGCAUUAAUCGAAUUAUUGAAUAACAACAACAAUGAGUUGUAUGAGAAUAAUGAAGAUAGUUAUGAUGAAAAUAGUAGGAAUAAAAAUUAUGUAAAAGAAAUAAAUUUAUUUGAAAUAAAUAAUAGUUUAGAAAAUCAUUCCGUUGAUAGAGAACAAAUUUGUUAUUCUACAAAAUUGUUAAACAAAUCACCAUAUCGUAAAUUAAGUGAAAACAAAAUUGAUUUAAUUAAUUAUAAUUUAAGUUUUAAUAAUAAUAUAAAGAGUGAUUGUUUUAAGAAUACUUAUUUUGACACAGUUAAUAAAUAUAAUCUUUUUUUAUCAUCGAAAGGGAAAUCCAAAUAUAAAAAUAAUAAUAAUUAUAAGAGUUAUAAAUGUUUAAUGCCAUACAAUAAUAAGAAAGAAAUAAAAAGAAAUAAAAGAAGUGUUGAUUUAAAUUUUUUUUCAUCUGAAGAAGAUGAUAUUAACACAUAUACAUUAUCAAGAAAAAAAAGAAACAGAAACAGUGAAAUUGUAAAAAUUUUAAAUGCACCAAAUAAAAAUGAUAAUAUUUCUGAUAUGGAAGAAACAAAAUUAAAAAAGAAAAAAAGAAAACUAUGUUAUGAGAAAAAUAUAAAUGAAACAUUUGAUAUGGGUAAUAAUACUUAUGAGAAAAACAAUAUAAAAAUAUGUAAUUUGCAAAAAAAAAAAAAAACUAGCCAUAAUAUGUUAUGUGAUAAUAUAAAAUCGCCUGACCUUGUGAAUAAUUUUGUUAAUAAAAAUGGGAAAGACAGAAUAUUUAUAAAAAAGGAAGAAAAUGAAGGAAAUGAAGAAAAUGAAGAAAAUGGAAAAAAUGAAGAAAAUGGAAAAAAUGAAGGAAAUGAAAAAUUUGAUAAAAAUGAGAAAAAUGAAAAAUUUGAUAAAAAUGAAAAAAAUCAAAAUAUUGAUGAUAUAGAAAUAUAUAACAAUUCUGAUAAAUGUGACAAUGAAAAGAUAACUAAAAAUAAAAAUAACAUUAAAUAUAAUAUCAAUAUUAUGAAUAAUAUUUCAACGAAUAAAUAUAACCAUAUUAUAAAUGAAAAGAACAAAAAGAAAUGUAAAAUAUAUGAUAAGGGGAAAUUACUUUGUCCCGAUUCCAUUGAUGAAAAUAAAAAAUGGCACGAUAAUAUAAAUUUGGAAAAUAUGAAUUCAAAUAAAAAUAUUGUUAUGUUAGAAGAACGUAAGUUUACUAAUGUAUGUAAUAAUGCAUAUACGCUUAUAAAGAAUGAGAGAACCAGUGAGAAAUUAAAUGAACAUGAGAAUUAUACUCCUAUUAAUUGUCUUAUAUCCAAAAGGAAUGAUAUAAAUAUGGAAGAUAUUAAAAAUAUAGAAAUUGAUAAAAAUGUAGAAAUUGAUAAAAAUGUAGAAAUUGAUAAAAAUGUAGAAAUUGAUAAAAAUGUAGAAAUUGAUAAAAAUGUAGAAAUUGAUAAAAAUGUAAAAAUUGAUAAAAAUGUAAAAAUUGAUAAAAAUGUAAAAAUUGAUAAAAAUGUAGAAAUUGAUAAAAAUGUAGAAAUUGAUAAAAAUGUAAAAAUUGAUAAAAAUGUUGAAAAUUUUGUGUUCCUUGAUUUUAUUCCAGUGACCGAGGAAUAUUUAAAAAUCAAAGAAACGCUAAAUACGUACAAAAAUAAAAAGUCACAAGAUAACAAUACAUUGUGUAAAAAGGAAGACGAUAUGCAUAUAUAUUCUAUUCCUAAAAGUAACUUAAAAAAAAGUGCAAUCCAAAAAGAGUAUGAAAAGGAUAUUGAAAGUAAUACCGAAAAAAAAAAAAAAACAUAUCACAAUUCUGAACCAUCAUAUAUAAAAGAAGCAUAUAAGGAUUUGAAAAAAAGCAUCUUAAGGAAAAACAUAAAAAUAAUUAACUAUGAUUAUGAAAAAAAUUUAUGUUACAUAUUGAUAAGAAAAGAGUCCACUUAG